UGGGUGUUCUGGGGCGCCACAGCAAAGCGAGGGGCUGAGUUUGCCUCGAUGAAGUGCCUGCCGCCUGCCCUCAGGGCAGCGCUGGGCGGGCAGGGCGGCGUGAGGCGGUCCCGGGGCCCUGUGGGGACGGUGCGGGGACGGCCAGGGGGCUGUGAGCGGGGCCGAGCUGUGCUGCUGGGGCUCUGCCACAUCAGGACCUGUGAACUCUGAAAACUGAGAAAUGCUGAGGCAGGCUUGGCGGUGUUCAGAGGCCCUGCAGACAGAGGAGGAGCAGUUGAUCUCUGGUAUCUUCAGUCCUUGUGGUAGAAAAUGUCAAAGUUUCACCCUUUUUAAAGAACGUCGGGAGGAACUCACUGUGGUCUGAGAACCUGAACAGGCUGAACAGGAAAACACCAGAGAAGCCUUUCUGGAGCUGUUGUCAGACAAACUUCUUGUUAAUCAGGCAAGCAGUGAAGAAUUCUGUGGAUACCGAAGCUCAAAACAGGAUAUUGAUCUCUCUGGGAUGCUUGGACAUCUUUUACUAAGUACGGGAUUUUCAAAGGAGAUCCAGCAUGGCCUAGAUGGUUGACCUUUGGAAAACUUAUAAUGUCCUCUGGAACCAGUAUCAGAAAAAAACGGCAGGGUCUGAGCCUGCAAGGUGUUGACCCAGAAACAUGCAUGAUAGUGUUUAGAACACACUGGGCACAGGUUCUAAAAAUCUUAGAGAAGCAUGAUCCCUUGAAGAAUACUCAGGCAAAGUAUGGGGCAAUUUCGCCUGAUGAAGCCAGCACUGUUCAGAAUUAUGUGGAGCACAUGCUUUUCUUACUAAUUGAGGAGCAAGCAAAGGAUGCCUCGAUGGGGCCCAUUCUAGAGUUUGUGGUCUCAGAAAACAUAAUGGAGAAGCUUUUUCUUUGGAGCCUACGGCGAGAGUUCACUGAUGAGACAAAAAUUGAGCAACUCAAAAUGUAUGAAAUGCUAGUAACCCAGUCUCACCAGCCUUUGCUACAUCACAAGCCCAUCUUGAAGCCUUUGAUGAUGUUGCUGAGCUCCUGCUCAGGAACAGCCACUCCAACAGUGGAAACAGAAUUGGUUGUCCUCCUGAACCAGCUCUGCUCUAUAAUAGCCAAAGAUCCCUCCAUUCUAGAACUGUUUUUCCACACCAGCGAGGACCAAGGAGCUGCCAAUUUCCUCAUAUUUUCCCUUCUGAUUCCCUUCAUCCAUCGAGAAGGAACAGUGGGCCAACAGGCUCGUGAUGCACUGCUCUUCAUAAUGUCCCUGUCUGCAGAAAACAAUGUUGUUGCAAACCACAUAGCAGAGAACACCUAUUUUUGCCCAGUGCUGGCAACAGGACUAAGUGGCCUCUAUUCGUCUUUGCCUACGAAGUUGGAAGAAAAAGGGGAAGAGUGGCACUGUCUACUGAAAGAUGACUGGCUGUUGUCACCAGCCCUUGUGCAAUUCAUGAAUUCUCUUGAAUUUUGCAAUGCUGUGAUACAGGUCGCACAUCCUUUGAUUCGUAACCAGCUUGUGAAUUACAUUUACAAUGGAUUUUUGGUGCCAGUAAUGGCUCCUGCGCUCCAUAAGGUUACCGUGGAAGAAGUGAUGGCUACCACUGCGUACCUGGAUCUCUUCUUGCGUAGUGUUUCAGAGCCAGCCCUCCUCAAGAUUUUCCUCCGUUUUAUUUUGCUGCAUCGACAUGAGAAUGUGCACAUCCUAGACACGCUCACUAGCCGAAUCAACACGCCAUUCCGGCUCUGUGUGGUCUCCUUGGCACUGUUCAGAACGCUCAUUGGCUUGCAUUGUGAAGAUGUGAUGUUGCAGCUAGUUUUAAGGUAUCUGAUCCCGUGUAACCACAUGAUGUUGAGCCAGCGGUGGGCUGUGAAAGAGAGAGACUGUUACUCUGUGUCUGCUGCAAAACUGCUCGCCCUGACACCAGUCUGCUGCUCCACUGGGAUCACUUUGACUCUGGAAAGCCAGGGAAAAGAUUAUAUUCUCUGGACAAAAGCAGCACAAACUGAAGAUUCUGGUAGAGGCCCUUGUGAAUCCACUUGCAUUGUGGAAUGUGGAAGAACCGUGGAUAUCAGCUACCUGCAGUACCUGGGGGAAGCUCAGGAAGCCAUCCUCCAGUGUCUGAAAGACUGUAAGGUUUGGUCUGCCUUAUAUGAUGGAGUAAAUCCCGAUCCAGACACCUUUAUCCAAACGCUUGCUGAGGAGAAUGAUACAGAUGUGGAACACCCCAUGUUUCGGCUCCAGCAAAGGACACCUAGCAUGUGUAGCUCCUCUCACACAGCUCCUUUUGGUGAGAAGAUGCAGCUGGAGCUAGAAUGGGAUGAUAGCUAUGACACAGGGAUUUCUCCUGGUUCUGAUGUGAGCUCGCCCCAUCCGUAUGAUGAUCUGGGGAGCACAGAGAUGCAGCCACCUAUAGAGCCACCAAAACACAUUCAGGAGAUGAAAAAAAAUGCGAUCAUGCUCAUCAAAGGAUCUUACAUAGAAGAAUCAGACUUUCAGGAUGAUGUUAUGGUUUACAGACUAUGUGCCCAGAAGGAUACUCAGGAAGAUAACUCCAAGGAGAAAACUUCAAAUGUAGCCAAAGAACAUCAGGUUGAAAGCCAGACUGUUGUCAAUGGGCCUCUUGCAAACAGCCAGCUGGAAACGGACUUGGAUGAGCACAGUAAGACAAAUUCAAGCUUGACUCAAGGUAUAAUGAAAGAACAUACAAACCAGAAAAUGGCUGAGACGGAUCCACAGCCAGACUUGGAGUUGAAGCUUUCUCCUCAGGAGGCAGAUCAUAACUUAAGUGUAAGACUGCUGAGCACAGAUGGUGAGGAUUUCAUUGCACAGUAUGACAAAAUUAUUAAGGAACUGGAUCCAAAUAAUGCAAGCUUGGAGGAGGAAAAGUUGGACGCUCCUGACCCUGUGUCUCCUGCAGAAGAGGAGGAGGACUUUGAGAAUUUCUCAGCAGACACCCUAUCUGCAGAGAGUGUGUCGUCUCCCUUUGGCCCUAAGGAGGAUCCCUCUCCCAAGCGUGCUACGAGGAGCCAGAGUGCUCCGUUUACAGGACCAUUUAUCAGCGUGGUGUUGUCAAAGCUGGAGAACAUGCUGGAGAAUUCCUUGCAUGUCAAUUUGCUGCUUAUUGGGAUUAUUACCCAGCUGGCGAGUUAUCCACAGCCUCUUCUUCGCUCCUUCCUGCUCAACACCAACAUGGUGUUUCAGCCUAGCGUGCGCUCACUUUAUCAGGUGCUGGCAUCUGUGAAAAAUAAAAUUGAACAUUUUGCUUCUAUUGAAAAAGACUUCCCAGGUCUUCUCCUGGAGGCCCAGCAGUACUUGCUUUUUCGCGUGGACAUGUCUGAUGCAGCCGAGGAGCUGCUAACCAAAGGUAACGUCCAGCAUGGCAGCAGCACAGGGAAAGGAAGGAACCUCUCUGAAGCUUCCCCGGCUGUACUCCAGCCUUUCCUGGGACAUAAAGGAAAAAGGGGCCUGGCUCAUCCUGGUCUUCCUGCGCACGUGAGGAAUGCUGUCCUGGCAGCUGCCCUCUUCCCGGAGUUCCUGAAGGAGCUGGCAGCUCUUGCGCAGGAACACUCCGUUUUAUGUUACAAAAUACUGGGGGAUUUUGAGGAUUAUUAUUAGGAGGGUUUUUAAACAUGGUUUUAAAAUGCUUUUGGAGUUCAAACAGAUUUUUUUUUUUAUAUAAUGCAAAGCUGCUUACAAAAGAAGGUUGUACUUCAAUAUUUCCUGAAAAUACUUGAUUUGGAGGGGGAAGAGAGAGGCAAAAUGUCAUUCCACAUUACCUUAGAUUGGGUCUCAUAAUUUCCCUCUGUGCUACAUAACUUAUUUUAGAGAUCCCUGAUACUGUUCUUAAUGCAGCUUCCGAGUUCUUCUUUAUGCAGCUGCACUUCUUCAGUGUCACUGACUCCUGUUGAAUUUCUGCAAUAGGCACUCAUAGGCUGGCUCAGAGGCAAAUGUUUUAGCUUUUUCUGCUCCAGAAAUAUUCUUUUCAAAAGCCUGUCUGAUGAUGGUUUGUCUGGAAAAACGUUGCUCCAUGGACAAAGUUUGGGGUAAAAUCUGCACGAGAUCCCUUUCUGUGAGGGGCUGUGCUUCUCCAUGUCUCUGCCCUCCUCCCCCCUUCCUCUCCUUCUCCCUGAGACGGGGUUCUUACCAGUCCACCUCCGAAAAGCCCUCUCUGACUGGUGGCUCAGGUUUGUGAAUUCAAGUGAUCUUAUGUGUGUGAAACCCGUGACUAGCUGAAAGCAGGUGCCGGACCCUACGCAUACCGUGUUGCCUUAUGUUGCAGACAGAUCUGCAGCUAUCAGCUGUUGGUCUUUGAAGUCAAAUGAACUGUGUAAGUGGAUGUGGAUUGCAGACUGCCUGGAAUUUUCCUUGCAGUUUCUCAGCAUUCUUUGAUAACUGCUGCAUUGCUACCUAAACUCUCAAGCAUGCCUUAUUUAGUAAGAUUUGCACAAAGUACAAAACAAAACGUGUCUAUGCAAGUGGUGAUUAAUUUGUAGUUUGUUUUUAUGCUUAUUUUAAUAAGCUAAGGAAAGGUAUUCAAUAUCUUUCAGUAGUAUUAAAAGGACAGCAGGCUGGUUUUGUCCUUUUUUUAAUGAAAAAGGUUGGCUUGCUCCUGAAAGCUGUUCUGUUUUAUUGUUCAUUUUUUUUGGUUAAGGGAAAGUUGAAUACUGUUUGUUUACUUUUAAUUUAGGUGUUGACUUUUCCUAAUAUUGCACUUUCGGGAUAGCGAGGGGAGGACCAGGCUAUUCACCAGCUGCAGAAAAGGAAGCGGUAACAGGGAAAGCUGUCUGCUGGUGACUAACUGCUCGAGAAAAUUCUCUUCCGUGAGUAAUGGGCUUCAUUAGAAGAACCCAAGCAUGAUGAAUUGGUGCAUCACCACUGCAUUCCAUCUUAUCUCAGUAGCAUAAUUGUGCUUCCACUCUGCUCUAGCUGGCUACAUAAAGGGGUGUUUAGCUCAAGAAAGCCUUAAACCCCCUUUUUCCAGGAAAGAAACUUAACAGCCUCUCCAGAAAACUUGAAGAACCAGAAAUAGGAAAUAACACUUGCGUGUGUUGGUUCUGCUCACUGUAAUUCCGUAAUACUGGGAUACUUCAGUCAAUCACACCCCAAUUUCCAUACACACCUUCUCAGAGAUUGCUUGGGGAAAGCUUAUGGUAGUAAGAACACUUGGUUAAAAACAAAACCACCCCAGAAGAGUGUAAUUAAUUACAGAUCAAUUCUUGUGGACCUUGCUGUGCAAUUUAAGCUCCUAAAUCCUUUAGAUGCUUGUGAAAAAAUUGUACCUUUCAUCUACAACUGUGAGAAGCAUUCAUUGUCAGACUGCUGGAGGCAAUUCUAAUGAAAAAAAUCCCAAAGUGUACCUCUAACAAAAUCACCUCAAGAAUUUCUCUGGGUCUGUCUUUGCUUGUUUGCUGUACAGUCUUCACUUCGACCGUGGCUGGGGGCCAUGUUGCUUCCUGGCUGAUUCUCUGGUUUGCUUUCACUUCUAACUUGUCUAUUUUUUUUUAAGCACCAUUGCAUUGCCAUCCUGUAAAUCACCUUCUGACCUCCACGUGGCCCUGUUUCACUUCACAAGCUUCUGUGGAAGCUGAAGUCAAAGCUGUGUUUUUUUUUUUUUUUUUCUUAAAUCUCAGUUAUCCAGGCUUGGGAGAGCUCUUCCCUUCUUUCUUUUUUUCCCCUGCAUUGCUGUUGUGAAUGAGAGAUGAGCUAAUUAAGAUACUUUAUGUCAUCCUGGGAAAUAGUGGGCUCUUCCUCCGUUCCUGCUAUUACCCGAAGUGCUGUCUUUCACGCUGUACUCACGCUGUCUUUCAUGCAGGCCGGGCCUGAAGGAGUUCUGUGGCAUUGUGUGGAGUGUUUCAGCAUUGUGGGUGUAGGGCAGGGUGUGCUGUGCUCCUCGCCUCUUCUGGUAGGAACUUUGUGAGCAAAAGAAAAAGACCUGAAUAAACGUGAUCAGCUCACUUCUAGUGGUUCAGAAUCAUGUGCUAGAUUGCAAAAGUAAUCCAAUUGUUUUUUAAAGGAGGAUUCCUUAAAAAAAAAAAAGAAAAGGAAAAUCAAUUCUGCAGACAGACGCUCAAGGCAGCGAGCUUACUCUGUGAACCCUCCCUUCCCUUGUUUUUAUUCUGAAACAACAAUCUUUGUUCGCUGGGUAGGAGCGAUUUCUUUUGAGAUUGUUAUUUUAACUGGUGUUUUCAACAAACCUGCAAAGUCACGGCAGUGUUAAUCUCAGCAGGGCUAUUAAGCUACAUGGGGAUUUUAAAAUUUGGACUGCUCAAAAAAGCACCUGUAAAUUUGAGAGAGGGGAGGAUUUUCCCUCCUGGAAGAGGAUAAAGUCAGCUGCAGGAGGAUAAAGACAGCCGUUGGAGUGAUGUGGAGGACUUCUUGCUGAAAGGUCACAACUGUUUGUACACAGUGUCCCCUUGUAAGAGGGAAACCUGCCUGUCAGCUCCCCAAAAGGGAGAGCUGGGUGAGUGCAGUGACCCUGGCUCAGGACCAUAAAAAUGACCACUGUAUGUGUAACGUUGUAUUUCUUGGUUCCUGAGCGGAGUCGGGCUUGCAGCUAUGACUCAGCUGUGACAGAAGCAUAAUGUCAGCACCCAGUGAAAAAAUAUUGGCAGGAAUUACAUCUCCCUGUCUUCAAAAUGCAGAACCUGUGAUUUAUCUUGAAAAUGUUGAUCCUUAGAGAUGAAUCACCUUUUUGUGCGUAAGUUCUUCAGCUAAAUGCUUGUUUAAUAAGCUCCUUCCCUCCAGUUAGAUAAUGUAUUAUCCCGUCUCUCACCAAUGAGCCAUCUUUUUUUUCAAAACAACAAAAAAAAUUAAUAAAUUAUGCCUCUGGUCUCUGCAGUCCAGGUGGUACACCACUGGAGGACACAGUGUUAUGUUGCUCUUUCCAGGAGGGAGGCGUUCCACGAUCCGGAUCUUCCCACGCUCACGUGUAUGUCGCUGGAGUAGUCCCCUUCUGCACGUUGUCUCAGCAUCGGUCAUGUGAAGUACCCUGGGGUUGGCAGAUCUAUUCCAAAACCUGCAGGUGGUGGCUCAGUGAUACCAAAGCUAAUUUCCAGUCUCCUCUUAUACGUUUCAAACUGUGAGUGCCACAUUUUCAAUGAUGCAGCCUUUCAGUGUGGUUUUAAGCUGUUCUGCUCUAGCAAGGAAUCUUUCCUGCUCUUUGAACCUGCUAUUUUCUUGCAACCUGCCUAUAAGGUGAGCACUUUGUGUCUUAAAACAGCUGCAGUCAUUGUCUUCUACCUUUGACCCAUUUUGGAUGCCCUGUAGUUUAGGCUCAGCACACACACACGUUUCCUAUUGGACUGCUGUACUCAGCAGCUUUCAUUCAAGACAGCAUCACCCUUUGUAUGUACUGAUCUCUGAACACACACACAUCAGUUGCAAUUCGUGUGCUGUGUUGUUGGCCCUGCUUAAAUUUCGCUUUCCCCUAUGUGCCGUUAAAGGAAAAUCUGGGAUUUUAAAAGAGACCGAGGUGUUGAUUGGCGUUGCAGUUCCAGAUGUGAAAGAUGCACUGCUGUGUUUGUGCGGGUAACGGCGGGGCCUCCUGCACUUGCCUUUCAGACUCGAUCUGCUGUUUUUACCAAGGCUGGUAAAUUUCCUGGAAUGGAAGAAAACCCCAGAGAUUGGGGGUGGACUGGAGACAUGGGCAGGAGCCUCGCUUUUGAAUGGGAACAGAACUGGCAGGCAGUAAGGCUGAGCGGUGCUUCUGCCACCAGCACAACUCUAAUUGCUCUUUGGCCCAGGCACGAUGCCUGAGUGGUCUGCACGCUCCUUCUGAGAAAAACAUUUGCAAACAAACUUACUGCAUCCUGCCGAGUCCAAGGAUUUAGGUUCAAGAGGUUAAGUCCUAUUUACCAAGAGAAGCGGACCAUCUAGCACAGCGUACAGGCAUUCGCUCCCCUUUUGUGUGCUGUGCUUAUGCCUCGCAGAAGGCUUCAUGCUUCAGGAAGGUUUUUCAGCUCCUCUAGGAAGCUCUAAAAUCUCAGGGUUGAGAGGAAAAGGAUGGGAGCUGUGUGAUUUGGCGCGGUGAAAUUAUGUCAUUGUAUCACUUAAAUUUGUAGCCACAGCUCCUGUUUGAGGGCAGCUUGAUUUAAUAAGCAAUUUACUGUGCUGUAUUUACUGAAAUUGCUAUGUCAUGCCUGCAGUUUUUAUGACAGCUCCUAUUAAGUUCGUAACAUUUAAACUGCACCUGCAGUUACGAGAGAAUACUGGCGUUUUCUUCUUUCUUUUCUUUUGACUCCGAUGCCUCUGGCACAGUACAGUAACGUUGCUGCUGUGUCUAGAUCUGAUUUUGCUAAUUACAGUAUGUUCCUCUUGCACGUUUUGAACAUUCCCAGCAGAAACAGGGUACCUGACACCCAGGCUGCGCAGGCUAACGAGCAAACCCAAGGUAAAACAGCGCAGAUUAGCAGGGGGCACUUGCAUCUGUGUGAAAUGCAGCAAAAAUUUACAUUUGUGUUGACCUCACUUAACAGGGACCAGAAAUAAAAAACUUGUGGCAAACUUGAAAAAAUGGAUCUGACAGUAUCCUAUGGUAACUGUCCAGUUGGGUAGCUCUGCCCAGUAAUGUUUUGGACCAGAACUGUGUGAAGGAGGGUAAAAAUUGCUCCUUGUUAGUGUGGUGUCAGAUUUGCAUAACUAGGUAUCCAGAUAAUAGGACAGCAGUGCCAGCUGUCAGGCCGAAGGCAGCCAGAGAACGCAGCGCUACUUCGGUGACUUUGUUAGCUGUGAAAGCCCGACUCUGAGUAAAUGUACUUAAUUUUUCAGGGGCCCCCAGCUUUUCUGAACACGUUGUGGCCCUGCAUCAACGUGCUUCAUUUGUUACAUGCCCAGUUGGAAGCCUCUUAUUUAUGAAUAGGAGCAUUACUUGUAUUCUUAAAUGUGUAGGUACUUAGAGUGGCGUUUUGUUGCUGACUGUGCAAAUCUUCUUUUUGUUCAUUGAUUAUAAUGGUUCUUGUGUGGCAGCUGGAUUAAAUUAAGACUGAAGUCUCUGGGCUUAAAGCCCUGAUGGAACUUUUGUGCAAAGGCUGCAGUUCUCAACCAAAUAACUUUCUCUGGCGCUUCGGCAGAAUGCCUGCAUACAAUUAGGUAUUGUGGCCUGAAUACCUGCAACCUUCCAGUUCCGACGAAGCCAAUUCCAUAGCAGCUGUAUAUUUAUUGCAGUCUGCUUCAAAAGUAACUAGCUUGGAUUCGGACCAAAAAAAUAACGAGUUAAAUCCAGGACAGCUAAACUGCGUUUGGCUGAGCGCUGCUGUGGCAGCUUGGCCAGGGCCCGGACAAAAUGCCAUCCUGCCUGUCCUCUGAGGGCAGGGAGCGGUGCUGGCUCCUGGCACUCCCUGCUGCACCUUGAGCCGAGGCCUUGUGCUGCUCCAGGUGCUUCCCCGUGUCCAGGCGUCGGUCUUAAAACUCCAGCAUGGUAACAGUGGUGUCUGAGCGCCUCUAAGACCAGACUGAAACUAAAGGCUUUAGGAAUGAGGAGGCAAAAUGCAACUUGCUGGUGGUUAUGCCAGCUUUGUGGGUGUUGCUGCUUGAGGUAAUUGAAGCUGUGGUUGGUGUGGCAGUGUCAGGAGAGCUCUUGCUUCAGGCUUAUGCGUAAUGGCUGUGAGUGGAGGGAGCACUCCCCGGGGUGAAACUUUUGGAAGGACAGGAGUGUAAGGGCCCCUCUCCACCUGUACAUCCAAACAACCCUGUAACACCUGAAGGCCCCACAGGAGAUCUGGGGGCUGGGACUAAGUGCCUGCGAGGGCUGGCCUGGCACUCAGUAGGACCACACACAGCUACAUUGCCCCCUGAACUGAACUCGCAUCCCUCUUGUCUUGUGGCAGCAGCCGGGCACUUCCGCUGCCCACUGAAGCUCUGCUGUAGUGCAGUUAAAUUUAGGCUGUACAGCCAGAAAUUGUGUGUUGGAGCACAGUCAGAAAAGGAGGAGCAUUCCUGGUGGCACUGUGUUCCUGCUGCAGUGACCCCUAAUUACUGGUCUGGCUCGGCCCAGAGACUCUUCUGCUUGGAGUUUAAAUUUACCAUCACGAUGGGCAGGAAAACGCACAGCAAAUCACAGGCCUUGACAACUUAGGACUUGGGAUUUUAUUGCCUUCUUCACACUGUGUAGCAGUAUCAUUCGCUCUUUCUCUGUGUUUUAUAUGAAAGUUUGCCACGUCUUGCAGGGGAGCAGGGAAGAGAUUUGCACCAACCAGCCAGCCCAGUGCAAGCAAGCUCCUGAGUGUCCGGAGGGAUAAAUCUUGACCUCCUGUCCGUGGCAGCUUGGUUUUAUGUGCCUGUUGUGUGAAGCAUAAUAUAACAAACUUUGGGGUGUUUGUAAACAGCAUUGCAAGGAAGAUGCAGGCAAUGAGGGCAAAAAGACCAGCGCACUGUUCUGCCUUCUACCCUGAGCAUUUUGAGAAGAGAGAGUUGAGGGAAAACCUAACUUGCUUAAGGGAAGAAAAGCCACUUUACAUGUCAAGCAUACACACAGGGCCAUAAAUUACUGAGAAGGUGCUGCUGAGGUCAGUGAUUGUGAGAGUGUGUAGGUAGAGGGGUGCUCAGAACAGAAACGAGAACAUUGCAGUGUGCUGACGCCAUGCCACAGAGUGGAGAGGGGCUGCAGUGAAAGUGCAGUGUGAAUACUCUAGCUGUAAAUUUUUAGUUAAGGCUCCUAUCAUAUGCUUCUAUUUUUAACACAGUUAAAAUUAAACUCUGCAGCCAAGGCUGAGUGCUAGAAAUUCUUUCUUCGCUACUUCAGCUUUGCCAGCAUCUUUUUUGUCAACUUUCUUCUCCUCUUGCACAGCCCUGGGUAUGGGAUACCUCAGCUAUAGGGGACGGUAAGUAUCAUCUCUCCGCCUCAGGGGUGACCUCCUAGAGGACUUUUCAUCAGCGGUUAGAUGAGCUUGUCAUGACAGUGUCUGGUGUCAGCUUUUAAUUUGCGAGCAUUUUCCUCGUCCCUCUGUUCAUGGACGGCUACUGCUGAAAAUCUGCACGAACCUGUCCUUAACUCACCCUGCCUGGUGCUGCUGCACAGAUGGCACCUGCACUCGGUAGCUCAGGGAGCCCUGCCGUGGCUGUGCAAGGCUUACCAGUUAGGGGCAAAGCCCCCACCUUAAUUCUCAAGUUGAGUUCCUAGCCUUGAUACAACUGUGUUUAUAACAGCCUCUGAACACUUCAUCGCCAGGUUCUGCAUUUUAUCUUCCUGGACCUACCUGUCCUCUGGUUUUGGGGGUGAUUGCUUUUUAUUAUUAUUAUUUAUGUAGUCUUUGCAAUAGCCGAUACAGAAUUCUGUGAGGCUACUUCUGUCUUUUUAUGUGCUUUGCAGAGUAUUGCUAUACAAAGCUAAGCCAAAGUUGCUCUUGUGCUCAGUAUGAAGUUUACUUCUGGGAUGUUUAGAAUUUGCCUUUAGCUCCAUUUAGGACACAGUGAGGUGGUAUGAAUUUGGUUGUAUGGGUUUGCUCAGGAUGGCGUGGCGUGACUGACGAGCCCUUUACCGCAGGCUGCUGUAGUCAGAACCACGUGAGCUGGCCACGCUGAGCGUUCUUACCUCUGGCUCCUGCUGCCAGCUCAGACUGCUUCGAAGCUGAUAGCUGCUAUCUCCAUGAAUGUAAAAAAGAUCCAUCAUCUUGAACUCCUCUGACUCAAAAACACUUCUCUUCCUAUCAUAAAGAAAUUUACAUUUUGUGUGUGUCUGCAGAAGACUUGUUUAAAAAUUCAACAAGUGACUGGUUCUUAAUAUAGUUCAAAAUUUAUAGGCUGUGGCUGAUCUUUACCUUCCCUCAAAGAGAAAGAAUAUUAAAAUUAUCCCUUUUUGUCUUACUAGUUAUCCAUUGUGGCUGGCAGGUGGAGGUGAAAAAUAGGUUGAGACUUAAAGUAAAUCCAAUUCAAGAUCUAAUGCUGUACUCAUAUAGAACUUGGCUCAUGAUUUUUAACAGAUUUUGUACUCUAUUAGCAAAGUCUAGUUAUUUAGGAAAAGAGUGGCUAUGGAGUUAUAACUAUUGAAAAGAAAGACAUUUACCAGCAGUAGCCAUGCUACAGUAGUGGAACGCCUUCCCUCUCUUAAAUACAGCUUAAUUGUUACUGUCCCAAAUACGGUGUUGUGCUUCUCAACUCUUUAUUUAUUUUUCAAGAGGCACCCACUACUAUAGAGGAUAAACUCAGCACAACAGCAUCAAGCUGUGCAACAAAAAGCAUUAACCUUGGAGGACAACCUUUUGGAAACAAUUGUGUUUUUUACACCCAGGAGUACCUUUAAAUUAGGAUUUGAGAUUUCACACAGAAGCCCUUGUGCCUUUUGGGUUCUUCCUGCCAUGGCAGGAGUUGAACAGACCUCCAGUUCUAAAAUGUAAAGUUUGCUGUAUAGUCUAAACCUUGUAUUAACUGAAAGCUUACACCACUGUAAGAGAAAAUGGUACUUCUUGCUCAUGCUAUGAAAACAUAGUAAAAACCUUUGUGUGACUGUCAGGCUACAAAAAAAUCCUGGUUUUGUGUUUUUGUAAGGGUCACGGUUUUUGAUUGCAACCAUGUUACUGCUUUUUGUCAGCUUUAUGACUUUUUAACUGUAAAGUUAUUUUUAUGUGAAUUCUGGGUAUACAUUUUAUUCAUUAAAUGUAUUUGAAAGCUG
Anas platyrhynchos (mallard) is the source of this 12592-nucleotide messenger RNA. It is a transcript of the gene FHIP1A, whose product is annotated as FHF complex subunit HOOK interacting protein 1A. Lineage: Eukaryota; Metazoa; Chordata; Aves; Anseriformes; Anatidae. The record is from RefSeq and is a predicted model, not a curated record.